Molecule: messenger RNA, 1912 nt
Organism: Porites evermanni
Lineage: Eukaryota; Metazoa; Cnidaria; Anthozoa; Scleractinia; Poritidae
Source: the annotation of a GenBank genome assembly
AUUCAUACUACGACUGUGCUUCAGUCCAUUAAUCACGUGACCAUUUGCGAACCACUGCGACUGCUGAUGGAUAAUCCUGCGGCCUUAAUGGUACAGUUCUGUUUUCGCUUUUCUUUCCCUUUUUUUUGUUCUUGAAGGACGGUUCCUACCGAUUGCCAAAAUGCAAAAUAUGAAUUGCAAAUAAAAUGAAAGAAAUAGAUGUGCUCCUCGCAGUUUUAAGAUAAAGUUAAAAAACGUAACAAAUGCAGGCUUGGCUAGAGUGCGAAACCGAAGACCAGACACACUGCUUUGUCCAAUGGGCCAUUUUCACGAUGACGACAUUUGACUACAUUUCGUUUUUGCUUUCCUAAAUUUCUGUAAAUCCCGCUUAUGUUUAAAAAAACAAUGGCUCUAAUUUGCACAAUAAAACAACAAACUGAAGGACUCUUGUAGUUGUAGUAAAAUGAAGUCGUCGAGCAAUUGUCCUAUUGAGGUAAUAGGGCACUUAAGAACCGAGAACGGUGAAGCCGGCGAAAACGUCACUUACGCGUUCUUGCAAUCUUCAUCGCCAUCUUUCUGUAUAUUAGAACGCAUACCUACCCACAAUGCCUGAUGACAAUCUGCAAGAAGCAAUGGCGGGAAUGCGAGAGAGUGGAAAAUGGUAUCGUAAGUAUCAAAGUGGUAAAUUAAAGUCGUGCAGGCAGUUAGCUGACGUGAAACCGCAGUUUGAUUCCUGACAUUUUUAAGACAAAAUAUCUUGAACAGACGAGCAAAAAAUGAUUAAGAUCAAAAUGAAUCCAAUAACAAGCUAUUUCUUGUGCAGAGAAACCCAAAGAACGCAACAUACCACCUGAACACGUUUUGACUUGAACCGGCCGCCACAUUGAAUGUUUGAACAGCAUCUUUGCUGUUUUAAAGUCAUCAAUAAGGUCCAUGUUUGCUGUCUGGCAUUAAUAAAAGUGAAAGACUUGAUCCACAAAAAAUUUACUUGUUUAUGUGAUGACAUGGAAAUAUACGGCUCAAUUACUUACGUGGAACCUUUCCUCCCUCCCUCUCUACCCGGCGUUCAAAACCGCAAACGUCACUGAAACAUGAGGUUGCCAUUUAGUUUGGUGAAUUGUCAGCUAUUGUUACGCUUAUUCCGCGUGUCGGGUGUUGUUGGUAUCCAAAGGUCGCUCCUAUUAAUGCAUGUUAAGCAAAAGUAGGGGUGUUCUGUCAGUUCAAAAAUUCGAGGCGUUGCCGACUGGUAUUAGAUUUGAUAAAAAUUAAUACUAACUGCAAGUUUAUUGAACGGCUUCAAAACCUGGAGUUUAAGCCCAGAAUAACUGAGCGGAAGGCACAGUCUCUUGUAUUUUCGUCGAUGAUUUAUAGAGGUUUAGUCUGGAGACGCUCUUGAACAAAGGUCAGGGAUGUUCGACUUCUGAAAACAAAUACGUCGGCAGUUUACAAGUGACAGUUAUGGAAGACAAUGCAAUGUUUGGUGAAAUAAAUAAACUUGGUUUCCGGUGCUAUUUUGUUGCAGAGUGCCCCAACGGACAUCCCUAUUACGUUGGAGACGUAAGUGACGCUUUUUACUGCCAUUUGAAAAGUUACAAGUUUAAAACAAGACUGGUACUGUGGUCACCAACUCUACAUAUCUGUUGUCAUGGUUUAUUUUUACAUAAAUGUCAAAUCACAAGUUUCUCUUUCUCCUAACAAUGUUCUGCUAGGUUCCCUUGGUCUUAGCAGUCGCUCAAGAGACCGGAUUCCAUACCAGGCAACUGAGUAUUUCUCAUGCUCCUUAGACGUGUUUAUUGUUUUAUUUUCAUUGUGAUCCUGUUUCCUUACCUUGCAGUGUGGCCGCCCUAUGGAGGUGAAGGCUUGUCCUGAGUGUAAAAUGAAAAUCGGUGGUAAAGAACACAAACCCUUUCAAGGAAAUACUACAGCUCAGAGG